Messenger RNA from Scleropages formosus (Asian bonytongue), 2378 nucleotides. It is a transcript of the gene tarbp2, whose product is annotated as TAR (HIV) RNA binding protein 2. The coding region runs from base 234 to 1307 and encodes 357 amino acids. Lineage: Eukaryota; Metazoa; Chordata; Actinopteri; Osteoglossiformes; Osteoglossidae. Gene Ontology annotation, biological process: siRNA processing; regulation of siRNA processing; regulation of viral transcription. The record is from RefSeq and is a predicted model, not a curated record. Gene Ontology annotation, cellular component: RISC-loading complex; nucleus; RISC complex. Gene Ontology annotation, molecular function: siRNA binding; pre-miRNA binding; double-stranded RNA binding. The transcript is spliced from 7 exons.
AUAUUGCAUCGUUUUGAGCGAGGGGUAGGACAUUGUACGGUUCUUGGAUGCGCUGUAGAGACGUUCUGAACUGUGAUUUUGUCGAGUGGCGCGACAGUGAAUGGGGCCACUUAUUCUUCAUGUCGCUGUCGUUGUGCUCGCCGCGGAAAGUGUUGAUGAAAACAGCCCUUCUGUCACAUGUGCGGAGCAUCUGCAGUUCGGAAACCCUUUGGCUUUUGUUUUAUAAAUAGGGAAUGAACGACGAGACAACACCAGGAAACUGCAAGAGAAACUCUGGGUGCUCCAGUAUUGAGCAAAUGCUGGCUGUGAACCCCGGGAAGACGCCCAUCAGUUUGCUGCAGGAGUAUGGAACGCGGAUAGGCAAGACCCCAGUGUACGACCUGCUGAAGGCCGAGGGUCAGGCCCACCAGCCCAACUUCACUUUCCGCGUGUCCGUGGGUGAAAUCAGCUGCACCGGCCAAGGGCCCAGCAAGAAGGCUGCAAAGCACAAGGCAGCUGAAGCAGCCCUCAAAAUGCUCAAAGGAGGCCUGGGAUUGAUCAGUGGAGGUGUUGGCAGUACAGAAGAGAGCAGUGCUGGGGGAGGAGGAGGAAGAGAGGAAGAAUGUACUGAUGGGCUGGAGUUGUCCACAGAUGGAUUAAGCUUGAACCCAGAGGCAAAAAUGUCAAGCUCCACACAACAGGCGGAGUGCAAUCCAGUAGGUGCACUGCAGGAGCUGGUGGUGCAGAAGGGCUGGCGUCUGCCAGAGUACACUGUGACGCAGGAGUCAGGACCAGCUCAUCGAAAGGAGUUCACUAUGACCUGCCGAGUGGAACGGUUUGUUGAGAUUGGAAGCGGCACAUCAAAGAAGUUGGCAAAGCGUAACGCGGCUGCAAAGAUGCUAACCCGAAUCCAUGAUGUUCCGGUGGACCUCAGACCCAAUAAUGACGCUGAAGCAGAUGAUGAUACUUUUACCAUGCACAUGAGUGGCAGGUUGGAGGGGGGCAAGGGCAAAGGCUUUGGUUGCACAUGGGACUCCCUGCGCAACUCAGCAGGGGAGAAGAUCCUCCAGCUGCGAAGCCAACCUCUGGGUGAGCCAGACUCUAACUUCUGCUCCCUACUGCAUGAGCUCUCUGAAGAGCAGCGCUUCGAGGUCAGCUACCUGGACUUGGAAGAGCGCAGUCUCAGCGGCUGGUACCAGUGUCUGGUGGAACUCUCCACCCAGCCCGUCACUGUGUGCCAUGGCUUUGCACACAGCUUGGAUGCGGCUCGCGCCAGUGCCGCCCACAACGCCCUGCAGUACCUCAAGAUCAUGGCUGGUGCUAAGUAACUACCUAAAACCAGCUUCUGAUACAAUCCUACUAAACAUGUAUAGUCAUUCGGGGUGAUGUUUUGGAUGCCCUUAGUGCAAAAUGACUGUGUCCUUUCCGUGGCUUGGUAAGAAGUGAUGUCAUCCUUCUUAACAUAUGUGUCUUAUAGUUCUCUGAAAUGCAGACAUAAAACGUGUAAGUAUAUCUGACUGUCAGCUGACUCUUCUGAAAAUUACUGUAAGCAGGGUUUCAACUGAAAUGGCACAAACUCGAAACAAGGGUCACUCUAAUGAGGGGAAAGAGGACUCCCCUUGCUCUUUAUUAAACAGUUGCCCUACCCAUCCCUGUGGCCCCUCUUUCUGGCCCUUUCCUACAAAUCCGUUAGAGAAUUCACAUCCCUGGUGUUCACAAUCACUGUAGAGGAGGAUGGUGUCCUCUGGAGUCACUUCACACGCACUUUACAAAAUGCCCUUUGUUAAAAGGGCGGAUCAUCUCCACUUAAAUGUUUUCUUCCUCCUCAACCUUAGGCCUCUUAAGCUGAUAAUGACUUAUUUUUAGGUUAGCCUCUUCAGGUCCAUUGUUAUUGUGUCGUGCUCGUUGUCAGUGUGCUUGAACCAUUCUUUUCAUGCUGACCGGGAAAUCCAAGGCUUUACUUUGGAAUAACGGGUGCUAUAGCAGUCCUCUCUUUAAAUACUAGCUGUAUUCUCCACUGGAGUAAUGAGACUUCAUUGAAAGUUUCUGAUUUGAUGUCGCAGCCACAAGAUGUUGCUGUUUCCUUGCUUUCAUAAGGCCAGUGCAACUUCACUCAUCUGUGACAGGUCAAUUGUAGCCACAGUAACAGACACUUUGAAUUAUAACCAAAUCCGGGCUGUUCUGGAAGGCUGGGUGCAUCCAUGAAUUGGAGCAGAUUCAAAUGACCAACCAAAUGUGUACAAGCUAUGUGAUGCAUUUUUAAGAUAUUGUUUUAUCAGCUAUGAGAUGGUGAUUGAAGAAAAGGACAAAUUCCUGGAAAUAAAUUGUAUAGGUAAAAUCUGGAGAUAAAAUGUUCAAAUAUAUUUUUCCCCCAUUUUGUUCCAGUCCAAAAAGAAAAU